Molecule: messenger RNA, 4238 nt
Organism: Styela clava
Lineage: Eukaryota; Metazoa; Chordata; Ascidiacea; Stolidobranchia; Styelidae
Source: RefSeq, a predicted model, not a curated record
UUGAGGGGAGCGCUUAUAUUUAAAUCAUUUUUAAAAUUCAGGCUAUGUCCUAUUUUCGGGAAAACAAUCAAUUUAUUGGUGUAUUAAAAUAAAUAGUAUUUCUUGGGAUUCUAUUGAGGAUUUCGGUAUUGACAAUAACGAAUUCAAAAAUUCAAUCAGAAAUUAAAUAUAAUCGGGCAGUUUUCCAUACAUUUUAUGUCCCGAGAUUGCCGUGGUAUUUUAGAUUAAUAUUGCUUUCAUGUUUUCGUAAGUUGACCCAACCUUAAGUUACGUUGAACAAAUUUGAAUGAAUCUUUCUAAGCAUUUUGAAUGCUGGUAUGAGUCAUGGAUAGAAUAUUUUGCGCAACAAAAAAUCCUCCUCUGAAAAGGUCGAUUAUUUUAAUUAUUGUUAUCAAAAUUAUUUGCCAAAAAGCGCGAAGAAGAGGCCUCAAAAACGAGAAACUUGGUGUUCGUUUAUUCAAUAUAUAUCGUUUGUUAAGAAUCCGUUAUUUAUUCAAACUCUUUUUGUCCUUUCAUGACAUAAGUCCACAAAAAAAUAUUAUGACGUAACAAAUAAGUGAGCUUUCGAUAAAUUUUGUCAAGAGCGCAGCAUUCAUUUGGCUACAUUCUUACGUAAUUUAGUUCGUCUGUGCCGCCCUUUUUCUUCAUUUCUGCUUGAUUUAUGAAGUGUUUACAACUCAUGUUGGUCACAGUUACUUGGUAACUUAUUGUUACAAGUUGACUUCGAAAUAAAUAUAAGCGAUUAGGGAAGGGAAUACAAAAGAGAAGUGCAGAAAACAACCUAUUCCGUGAUUGGGAUGCCAUUGUCGAAGAUUUUUUGUGUGCUAAUAACUUUGCAACCGCAUUACUCUCCAUGUUUUCAUCUACAUAUUAUGCUUUUGAAUCUCUGUUCUCAGUUAUGAACUUUAUUAGGUCUCGUACCAGGAGUAGCAUGAAAGAUGAAACCAGUAGUUCGUGUAAUUCUUCGAAAGUUACAAAAUAUAAACCCAAUGUAAAAUAUCUAUUAGCGGUAAUGCAGCAGCAGAAGUAUCACUGACAUAGAAUAAGAAAAGUAAUCAAAUUUAUUUACGGACUGAUAUUUUCCCGAAAAGUGAAUCUGUCUGUACAUGUUUAAAAGGUUUAUUAUUGUGUAUUUUUGCUUUGAAGGUAGCAAAUCGUGGUUUUUAAUAUUGGGCGACACGCAGGAGAAUUUUGUCGUUAAAUUUAGCCGAUUUUGGCACGCGAGCCGAAAAAGGUUGUCCACCCCUGUGCUAGGUAUUACGUAAAAAUGCAUUAAUAAUGAGAGCGAUUUUGCGUUCAUGCUUGACUCACUAUAAUCCACGUAACUUGCCUUUUAAUGGUUGACGUUAAAUGUUUCCAUUGGUUCAGUACUCACUGAUAUAACCUUGAGCUCUUUUGUACAUGCUUUUUACAUAUUACAUAAAAUAGCACGCUUUUGCUUACCUAUAUCGCUGAUAUAAAUUUUCUAUCAUACUACAUUACGUUAUUACAAACCCACAAAACAAAAUAAUAUUUUCAUCGUCCAAAAUAUUGCCAGCGUAAAAUGUCUGAAAUAUUGUACAAUCGUGUCAAAAUAUUGUAAGUUGAACGUAGAAUCGAAAAGUAUAUACAAUGUAUAUUAUUGAACAUCAUGCUGGGAAUGUUUGCUAUGGAUUUUAAUGUUAUUUAACCCCUUUGUAAUAUUAGAAUGUUGAAUUCAAUAAAAAGAGGUUAUUUUGGCCUAUUUCUAUAAUGGUGAUUCAUCGCAACAAGCCCUUUGCCUGCAUGCAGUGCCUCGGUGUACCGAGCGAUCAAUAACGUGUUUCCGGCCUCUUUACGACAAAUGAGAAAAUAGUGUUUUUCAUGUUUUUCUUUGUUGCAUUGCUUAUUCGGAUUACUGCAUAACUUGUAUUAAGAUAUAAGUGUAUAUUUGAAUAUAUCUGUAUUUGGAUCAUUUCAAUUCGAUCGUAUAACUCGGCAAUAUACGAACAUUUGUCACUGCAAUAUAUUGUGUGCUCAUUUAACCUCUGAAGAAGUCAAGUUGGGGUUUACUCCGCUAAGCAAUACGUGGUGGCCAGAUAAAAAGACAAGGUUGUAUUCGUAUGACAUGCGGUGCGGUAAAUAUAAUACAGGAACGAUUUCCUAAAGUAAUCAGCGCGUCAUAAAAGGGCAAAUUUUGUCGCUUGAUAUGAUACCUUUCAGGAGGAUGUGAUGGAAGGCAUACUGCUAGAAUUUGACUGUGUUGCAAUUUGGCAGUAACUGCAAUAAUGGUAGCGAAAACCUUUUCAUGUUGUUUCCUUCUAUUCCUGUCACCUGCAAUCACAUUGUCGACAGCGACUGACACUUGUGAGUCUGUAGGAGAAAUCUGUAGACAGUAUGAAUUCUCUACGAUUGAGGAACUUAGGGAAAAACUUGAAAAUGACGAAGAGUUGUUUAAAUAUGUUAGUAAACAACUUGAAAAUAACAUGGAAGUUAACAUCAAUUCUGCACUGACAACUCCAACAACCCUUUUAACGCAAAAUGGCUUCUACAAGGAAUGUAACGGUCUUUGGUAUAAGUAUUUUAAGAAACCCAAAACUUAUAAAAGAGCGGAUGACAAAUGCCGAAAAUACAAUGGCCAACUCAUCUCGACUGGAUAUCGCGAUUUCGAUAUUCGGAGGUCUCUACUUGGACUUAUUCAUGGCGGAAAUACAACAUUAGAAUCAGAAUUCUGGAUCGGACUACGUAGAAGCAAUACAAACACUAGUUUGUGGAUUUGGAAUGACGGAAUUCAAACAACAAAUACAUCUGAUAUGUGGAUGGAUAAGGAACCAAACAAUAGUAAUAACCAUGAAUUUUGCGGGAUGAAUAAACCCUCAACAUCAGGAAAUAAAACAGUGAACGACGUAAGCUGCGACAAAAAAUUUGCUUAUUUUUGCGAAGUAGAAAUAAAGUAGAGUUAUAUGAAACUGCUAAAAACGUAUACUUGAACAUUCGUCUAUAUGACAGAAAACGAGAUAUUUUUUAAUUUCAUUUUUCUUUUCUUUUUUAGCAAAUCUUAUAUAUAUUAUAUAGUGCAAUUCUUAUAUAUAGCAACUUUCUUUUCAUUUCAUCAUUUCACUCAAAUUUUGUUGACAUUGCGGUUGCCGCAUUCGUGCCCACGUAUUUGAAUAAUAGUUGUUUUUUGUCUUCUGUAUUAGCUACUAAUCGAGUUUCACUUUUUUAACAUUGUUUAUAGUAUGACUUAAUAAAACAAUGUGUUAAUAUUGAUGUCACAAAUGAACUAACAUUCACAUUUGGCAUCCAAAUUCCAUCGAAUUUUUUGUUAUGCUCUAGCACAGAGGUUCCCAAUCCAGGUUACAUAUGUACUUUUUUUUUCAAUUUUACGCGUGACAACGAUGGGCCACCAUACAUGUGCAACUCUCGAUGACAAUAUGGUCAAUGAAGACAGUCAGGGUGACUUUAAAUGUGGGCCUAUGUAGUAAAAACGGAAACUGUAAAGUUACAGAAUCACAGCUAAAGGAUCGUGUCUUUGGAAGUGUCCCGCUUUGAAGUCAAAAAAAUAUGGUAACCCUACCUACAAGUAAAGCUAAAUUUGCCGCUUUCCAACAAAAGUCUGGCGUUUUUCUUGGUAAAUCGUAAUACCUAAUUUUAUUCCAUGAUAUUUUUGAAUAUUCAAUUCCGAAAUUAUUGAUAAAUCUUUGAUUUAGAACUACCUUUUUUGAUUCCAUAUUAGAAGCUAUUAAUCUUAAAUAAAGAAAUUUAGUUUUGGAUUUUAAAUUUCAAUUAUUUUCAGAAAAUAGAUCAUAAGUUUGGUUGAUUUGACAGUUUGAUUGAUGGGGCCAUGUUUGAAUAUUAGGUAUGAUAUCUCUUUUAAAUAUUUCUACUCUGUUCUGAAAUCUAUGUAUGUUACUGGAUGUAUUGUUGCCUAUUCGCAAAGCCAGUUGCGAAUUUUCCACAUAAAAUAAAUCUCCAAGUGUUAUAAUCCCAUUUCUGAUCUAAUUUUUAUAUUCAAAUGGGUAAGACAAACUUCCAAGAAUAGUAUUGUACCAGAUAUAUUCUUUACAAAUAUCAUGAAAAUUGUAUGGUAGAAUAGUUCUUACAAAAUUAAGUUGUGUAUUAUCAUUUCCUUAUAAAAUUGAGGUAUUUCGUUUGAUCCAUACAUGAAAUGAUAAACGUAAUAUCUUUGCAUCACUGAAAUUAAUCAAACAUUGUCAACAAUCUAGAUUAACCGAUGAUCAUGUGACCUCGUUAAUUAGAGUUGGUACUGUAAAAUCAUU